GCCAUCAAAUUUUAUGUGAGUGAAGUUUCUUCAGCAGAUACUCCAGAGAGGGAAAAUAUUUAUGUUCCCAUCAUGCAAUUCAGUUGUGCAAUGUUGACAGCUUUGUUCUCAUUAAACUAGAAUGAAACAUCGAGCAAUUUUAUGUCAGCAAACGAACUCGGUGCAGGUAAAUAGUGUUCAAACAGCUGACGAAGUUGCACUUUAAAUGAAAUAAUUUUCCGUUUUUAAACAGCUUGCUAAAUAAUUCGAAUAAAACGUUAUCAGUAUUAUUUGCAAAGCAUCGGACAAAAUCAUGCGUAAAAUUUUGUCAAACUUCAAACAGUGAUAUUUCUGUGAUUUUUUACAGAUGAAAAAUGCAAACGAUCUUUAUGCUGCGUAGUGACUGAAGAAUAUUCUGUCCAAGCUCUGUGCAUUCGCUUUAAGAUGCCAACUAAAGUAGCAAAUCCAAGACAUAACUCGUUAAAAACAGACUUCCAGUCUAUGGAACCCGAGCAGUCUGAAAAUCUGCCUGAUGAUGAAGAAAUUAUGUGUGGAGUUGGAUCCUUUUAUCCCGCGUGGCUACAGAAAUUUAGCAAGCCCAAAGUCUUUUUUGUAAAUCACACCCUUUUAGGUCUUCUACAAGGAGCCUUCUUCACAUAUUUGGUUGGAUGUUUAUCAACGCUUGAGAAAAGAUAUGGGUAUGAAACUAAAAUAACAGGUAUAAUUAUGAUAUCCGAAGAAAUAAGCCCGAUUCUUUUUGGGCUAUUACUGGGAUAUUUUGGUGGCAAAGCUCACAGGCCUCGUAUUGUUGCAAUAGGAAUGGUGGUAGCUGUUGUCAGCUGCUUUAUUAUGGCGGCACCCUAUUUCAUAUAUGGGUCUAUUCUCUACCAUAAUUCAGAAGGUUUGCGGUAUUUAACAAACAAAACUAAGCAUGAAAUUUGUGAUCAUAAAGAGAAGGAUUAUUUCUGUGAAAAAUCACCAACAUUAACUGCAGUAUCUCUGCUGUUCUUUGGGAAUUUUUUAAAAGGAAUCGGAACCUUAGCUUUCUAUAUCAUUGGAACAUCAUAUUUAGAUGACAGUAUAAAAAAGAAAAACUCUCCUGUUUAUUUUGGUACUCUGUUUUCUCUUCGCCUUCUAGGACCAACAUGUGGUUUCUUGCUGUGUUCCUUAUGUUUGAAUUUCUACGAAGACCCAUUUUAUGAUCCUGGUUUUGGAACAAAAGAUCCUCGUUGGAUUGGAGCCUGGUGGUUGGGAUUCAUCAUCCUUGGAAUAGCAAUAUUGAUAUUGUCACUGCCUAUGACACUGUUUCCGCGACGAUUCCCGGGCAAACAAAUACCCUCGAACCUGCAAACGAAAAGCGAAGAGGCGCCUAUGUCACGAACUGAGCAACUCAAAGAUAUGGGCAAAGCAAUGAAACGAAUAGCCAAGAAUCCGAUUCUGAUUUGCCAUUACCUUGGAGGAAUCUUCCGUAUGAACGGCUUGGUUGGCUAUUACGUCUUACUGCCAAAAUACAUGGAGAUGCAGUUUAGAGAAUCAGCUUCUAAAGCCAGUCUUUACUCAGGUCCUGCCGGCCUUGUUGGAAUGCAAGCGGGGAUUCUACUUGGUGGGAUAGCAAUACGAAAAUUCAAGCCCAGGCCCAGAGUAAUGACAGGCGGAAUUGUCAUAGCUGAAUCUUUCAGUGCUUUUGCUCUGAUCGCUUGUAUGUGCAUUACUUGUCCGCUUUAUCAGAUGACUGGAACAAGUUCUGUCGGAACUCUUCAGUUCGACUUACAAAAUGAAUGCAAUGCCGACUGCUUAUGCACAACUAAAAUGUACACCCCUAUUUGUGGACCUGAUGGAAAAUCAACAUAUUUCUCCCCGUGUUAUGCUGGAUGUAGUGCCUAUAACAAAACCGGCGAAAAAGAGAUUUUCACUGACUGUAAAUGUGUUCACAAUGAUGAUGGAGAAAUAACUGUUGGAGAUGCUACGAAGAAUUAUUGUAAUUUCGAGUGUCAGUGGUUGAUAACAUUUGUGGUAGUUUUAAGUGCUGGGAAACUUCUCGCUUCUACAGCCAGCGUUGCUAAUGCUCUUGUCACUCUCAGAUGCGUUGAUCCUGAGGACAAAAGUUUAGCCUUAGGAGCUUUAUCUGCAGUUUUUUCACUUCUUGCUUUUAUUCCAUAUCCUUUAAUUUAUGGCUCAUUGACAGACGCAAGUUGCUUAGUGUGGGAAGAAUGUGGCAAGAGGGGAAGCUGUUGGAUAUAUGAUAGUGACAAAUUCCGUUUCCUAUUGCAUGGAGUGUCGGCUGCAUUUGUUUUCUUGGGUUGUCUUACAGACAUUAUGGUCUGCGUACUAAGUUCUCGACUCAAAAAUCUCUACGAUGAUGAAGACGAUGGAAACACAGAAAAGCAGUCAGUUGAUGAAACUGAUGUUAUCAACGAAGGUAGAAUGUUAGGUUUGGUGAGAAUGUCAUCGUUAACAGAAGCUUGAAUUCUUUGAAUGACAACAAAUAGCCUACGCCAUUGUAAACAUACUUCUCUUGAUUCCAGAUAUUAUAAAAGGGUGGUAUGAAAACGGCCUAAAUCACAGAAUUUUUACAUUUUCACUGCCCUAAAAACUUAUUGUUUUAAAUUUUUGACGGAAAGAAAAAUGCACAUAAUUUUUGUCUGGGUACAUUUUGCACUUUCCUCAAAUCCAAUAAAUCAAUCAAUAUAUUCAACACUGAUUUACUUCUACAAAACUGCUGAAAAGUGUAUCUUCCCCAGAAAUGUUUUGAUUGUUACUGAGAACUGCGUUAAAGAAACAUGUAAUUUUAUGCCAGAAGUUGUCAAUCAUGUCCCAUCGCUUAUGCAAUUAUGAACUGAAAAAUAUUAGCAAUAGAGUGAUAAAAGUGAAAUUAUGUGCAUUAUAUUAUUAUAGUGAUUCAGAAGUCAAACAACAAAAAUCAGCGUUAUACACACAAAACUUUCACAGGACUAGUUUCGAUGGUUUUAC
Stegodyphus dumicola is the source of this 2949-nucleotide messenger RNA. Its product is annotated as solute carrier organic anion transporter family member 74D-like. NCBI's taxonomy places the organism in Eukaryota, Metazoa, Arthropoda, Arachnida, Araneae, Eresidae. Gene Ontology annotation, molecular function: protein binding. Gene Ontology annotation, cellular component: basolateral plasma membrane. Gene Ontology annotation, biological process: transmembrane transport; sodium-independent organic anion transport. The record is from RefSeq and is a predicted model, not a curated record.